Molecule: messenger RNA, 4520 nt
Organism: Saimiri boliviensis boliviensis (Bolivian squirrel monkey)
Lineage: Eukaryota; Metazoa; Chordata; Mammalia; Primates; Cebidae
Gene: GPR173
Product: G protein-coupled receptor 173
Biological process (GO): G protein-coupled receptor signaling pathway
Cellular component (GO): plasma membrane
Molecular function (GO): gonadotropin-releasing hormone receptor activity
Source: RefSeq, a predicted model, not a curated record
CAAGGGGACCAGCAGCCAGGCAGGCAGACGGGUAGCAGGGGCCAGCACUGGCCCCCCUCCCAGCUCGGCAGUGGCAUGAAGAUGGGGGUGGGAGUGUAUAGUGGAGGAAGCACCUACUGGGACCCCCACCUGCCAGCUAGUUGGGCACCCCAAGGCUGUGUGCUGCCCACCUGGUGUUCCCCAACAUCCCCAGCCCUGCCCAGUGCACCCCUCCGGUGCCUGCUUUCCCUGAUGCCUGCGAUUUAGACCAGCCCGGCUGUAUCCACGGCAACAGAAGCGGGAGUGUCACUGGCCGCCAGAUCACUGAGGGUCCCACAAUGUGGCCCGGGCUGUGAUUUAUCCUGGGUGAGACAGCUUGAGCCCCCAUCGUGGAUUCCAAGACAUCCCUCCUGAGAGAGCCCAGGUGCAGUGUAGCAGGACAACUCAUGGAGCCCCCCCGGGCCCAUCGAGUACUAGACUGGCUGAUCCCAUAGGGUUGGCAGUAGGCCUUGGCCCUCAGUAUGGCCAACACCACUGGAGAGCCUGAGGAGGUGAGCGGUGCUCUGUCCCCGCCAUCCGCAUCGGCUUACGUGAAGCUGGUACUGCUAGGACUGAUUAUGUGUGUCAGCCUGGCGGGCAACGCCAUCUUGUCCCUGCUGGUGCUCAAGGAGCGUGCCCUGCACAAGGCUCCUUACUACUUUCUGCUGGACCUGUGCCUGGCCGAUGGCAUACGCUCUGCCGUCUGCUUCCCUUUUGUGCUGGCUUCUGUGCGCCACGGCUCUUCGUGGACCUUCAGUGCACUCAGCUGCAAGAUUGUGGCCUUUAUGGCUGUGCUCUUUUGCUUCCAUGCGGCCUUCAUGCUGUUCUGCAUCAGCGUCACCCGCUACAUGGCCAUCGCCCACCACCGCUUCUACGCCAAGCGCAUGACACUCUGGACAUGCGCAGCUGUCAUCUGCAUGGCCUGGACCCUGUCUGUGGCCAUGGCCUUCCCACCUGUCUUCGACGUGGGCACCUACAAGUUUAUUCGGGAGGAGGACCAGUGCAUCUUUGAGCAUCGCUACUUCAAGGCCAAUGACACGCUGGGCUUCAUGCUUAUGUUGGCUGUGCUCAUGGCAGCUACACAUGCUGUCUAUGGCAAGCUGCUCCUCUUCGAGUAUCGUCACCGCAAGAUGAAGCCAGUGCAGAUGGUGCCAGCCAUUAGCCAGAACUGGACAUUCCAUGGUCCCGGGGCCACCGGCCAGGCUGCUGCCAACUGGAUCGCUGGCUUUGGCCGUGGGCCCAUGCCACCAACCCUGCUGGGUAUCCGGCAGAAUGGGCAUGCAGCCAGCCGGCGGCUGCUGGGCAUGGACGAGGUCAAGGGUGAAAAGCAGCUGGGCCGCAUGUUCUACGCGAUCACACUGCUCUUUCUGCUCCUCUGGUCACCUUACAUCGUGGCCUGCUACUGGCGAGUGUUUGUGAAAGCCUGUGCCGUGCCCCACCGCUACCUGGCCACUGCUGUUUGGAUGAGCUUCGCCCAAGCUGCCGUCAACCCGAUUGUCUGCUUCCUGCUCAACAAGGACCUCAAGAAGUGCCUGAGGACUCAUGCCCCCUGCUGGAGCACAGGAGGUGCCCCAGCUCCCAGAGAACCCUACUGUGUCAUGUGAAGCAGGCUGGUAGGCAGACAGGCAGAGAGAAGGUCAUGGCCACCAUGAUGGGGCCCAACAGCAAGGAGGGGUAGGGGCCCACAUGGGAGCCCUCCUUUCUGAGCUCCAGCCCCAGCCCCUGACACCACCUGUAGAAUCUGGGCACCUUUGCCAACACCUCCCAAGGAUGGAGGACUGGGUGAGGGACUGGGAAAGAGGCAUAUUUAGUUUUGUGGGGCCUGUCUCCACUGACUCCUUCUCCACUUCUACAAUCUCAUUCUCUCUCUCUCUCUCUCUCUCAGAAGUGACAAUUCAGAAAAAGAAAGGAAAACUGAGAAUGCAGGUUUUUCUACUAGCAGUUGAGGAGACAGGCUUUCUUACUUUAAUGUCUCUCCUUCUGACACUGUCCAGAAGGGGGAAAUUUGUCCUGUAAAAUAGACUUCCAGAGCUCUUAUUGCCCCCUCUGCUCCCAUGCACCCUCCCUUCCAAGUCCUUUAGCAAGGCCUAGAUGUUUAGGGAGAAAGUGGUCCAAGGCUGCUGACAAGAUGGACCAAAGCGGGUGCUGGCUUCCCAGGGAGCAGGGAUGUUUAAUUGCUAUGUCGUGUGCAAUGUUGUUUUAGGCCAACCCUGGCCACCGGCCCAGUUUUCUCCCCCUCCCCACCAUGUCCAGACGUCCCAAAUGGUUCUUGUGCAUCUGUUGGAGAAGCCAGGGGAGUAGGGAGAAGGGACCCAAGGAUGGCCCCAGGUUAGGUGAAGAGUAGGAUGUGAGCUGAACUCUUUGAGCUGAAGAGAAUGGUCACACUUGGUCACAUUCUCUCAUGCUGGUCACAUUCUCUCACGCUGCCUUCAGGAUCCCCAGCCCCCAACUCUUCUUCCUGAGGAUGGAAAUCCACUCCAGCCCCACUAGGACUGACGUGGGUGCCACACAGGCAGGAGCAGCCCCCCCAGGGAAGUGUAGGGAAGGAGCUGAAUUCCCCAGAGUAGCUGGACCACAGAGACGGCUCAGAGCCGAAUUCAACCCCAGAAUUGUCUCUUGGGCUUACCCUACUCUUCUGAAGAUGAAAAUUUGUUUGGGGCCUUGGUGACCAAUAGUGAUACGAACUCCAAGGCACUGUGGACUUGAGUCCAUUCCUAUCUGACCUCUUUUUAUCCCCCUCAAGCCUCAGGGGCCUCAAGCCCCUCCUUAGUAACCCUUGGCCUACUGGGCCCUGAGCCCCAAACAUACUUCUUCCCAACAACCCUCCUUCCCCUUCCUUCCGCCACCCUUACCUACACCCAAAGUGGAGCAGACUGCAGCCAGAUUCUCCGGGCGGGAGAUCCAAGCCUCCCUCCCUGGGGUGGAGUCCAUUUUGGGCUUACUUCGAGGCCUGUUCUGUGGAUUGGUGAGCCAAGCUGGCACUCUUUGACCUGGUCUUACCCAGGCUCUCUGCCCCCCUCUCACUUUCCGUGGGGCCGGAAUCUGUAUUUAUCCACCCCUCUUUCCCUUCUUUAUAGAAGUCCCUGUCCUAAACUCCCUCCCUACCCCAAGAGAGUCCCAGAACUGGGGAAGCCUGGUCCAUACAGAAUGUGGAGGGCACUCUAGGCAGGAGAGACAUUAAUGAGCCUGGCAGCAGAGUGACCCUGGAAAGGCAGGCCAGAGUGGCUGAGAGGCCAGGAGUGGGGGAGCCUGUUCUCUCAGCGAUAGUGAUGGGGGUGCCUUUCCAAGGGGGUGGGGUGGGAAGACCAAGGGGGUGGGGGGUAAAUAGGGUACAUUCAGGAGGGUUUUCCUCCAUUUCUUUUUUCUAACUGCCUGGAUUCACCAUUGGAUUUUGUAAAUGGAAAAACUGAAAUGAACAAUGCUAUAUUGGAUGUUUUCUCUUUCUGUGUGUGUGUGUGUGUGUGUGUGUGUGUGUGUGUGUGUGUUUUCUGUCUGUGUGCAUGCGUCCUGUGUGACCACAGGUGGAGAGACAUGAUUGAGUGACACUGUAUGUUUGUGUGACUUUGUGUGGGGAGGCACUCCUGAGGAAAACUUGCCUGGUACACACAUGUAGGCAAAUGCCUGUAUGUGGGGACAUAUACAGCAUGUGCAUGCACACACACAAACAAAACACAUCACACACAGUUGAGGAGACAAACUAGAGUAUGUGCCCGUGGUAGGAAGUAGAGUGGUCAAGAGAUGGAUCUUAAAAACCAUACAUAGGUAGGUAGUAAGAGGGUCGACUCCCAUCUCACAAGUUGGGCCUCCAUUGGCCCAGGCUCUGAGCACGGGAGGGCUGGGGCCAGGGUACUUGAGAACCUCAUCUCCUCACAAGCCUGUAGCCCCAUCUCAGCUCUGUUUCAGUCUCCUUUCCAAACUCAAACAAGGUGUUCCUAAAAUUGGAUCACCAUGGAGAAUGGGGACUGGAAAUUGGAGAUGAAAUGUGAGGGAAACUGAUGCAGUUAGGAAAUGCCCCCAACCAAGUAAUGGCUUCUGGAGGGACUGCUCCGUCUGGGGUGGGAGCCCUUCCUAGGGGCCACUUAUGCAGCUAGGACUUUGGUCAUCUUUGACCAAAUUUACAGGUACGGAUGUCACGGGGGAAAAAACCAUGCCCGGAAAUCUACCCAGCCAGCCUGCUCCCUAGACACUCAGUUAAUUUACUACCUAUUUAAUCUCUCAGGUGCACAGAAUUGAGUUGACCAUACUCCUCAGUUCUUGGCACACUGUGUCAUCAUUAGUCCAUGUGAGACCCUUUUAUUCUUUGUUUCUUUCAGUUUUGUCCCCUUCAUCACCCAUUCCUGAUCCCAUCCUCCCCGCCCCCUACAUAGGCACCCACUCUCGUGUAUUUAACAUAUGUCCUUCCAAUCCACCGUUCAUGUGUUUAUUUACAUAUAUGUGUAUCUGUGAAAAAUAUAUGGUAUUGCUGUGUGUUUUAAUUUACAUAAACAGUAUUGUACUAUAAA